AUUUAAUAAAAAUAACUAGUUUAGUUGACUAAAGUAUUAAACGUUGUCAUAUGAUUGGAGUCAUUGGAUAGGACCUGGAAUCAAAUUCGAUUAAUACUUUACCUGCCUAAAAAAAAUAAAGACAGCUUCAUUUUCACGAGCAAAAGAUUAAACAAAAAAAACCCUCCUUUCUCUGAUUUAAAAUCUUUCUGAACACUCUGUCACUCAUCUCUCUCAACACUCCAUCACUGCACAACUACCACUGGCUAGCCGUUAAAACCCACUCUUCAUCGCCGGCAAACUUUCUCUCUCUUAUUCAAAUGCAAAUCACUUCAACAAAUUUCUGCAAUUCCCAGAAAUUAAAUUUGGGUUUUAUUUGAAUCCCAAAAUAAAAUAAAACCCUAAAACAAUUUUCCCAAAUGUUCACUCCUCAACGUAAGGCGCCAUGGACGCCGUCAACAUCGACACCAAGAACAGAGCCAAGGCACCUUCAAACCCCUUCUUUUACUGGCAAAACGACGUCGUUCUUGGAUGCGCCUCCGCCGACGAAUUCGCUUGCGGCGCCGGAAAGUGUCGAGUUUGAUGGAUGUCAUAUGGAGGAUUGGAGGAGGUUUAAGGAAGUGGGUUUGUUGGAUGAGUCUGCUUUGGAGAGGAAGGAUCGUCAAGCUAUGCUUGACAAGAUUUCUCGCCUUGAAAAAGAGCUUUUUGACUACCAAUACAACAUGGGGCUUUUGCUCUUGGAGAAAAAAGAUUUAAUUUCCAAAACCGAAGAAUUAGGGCAAGAAGUUUCUGAAGCUGUAGAGAUUCUUAAGCGUGAGCGGGGUGCUCAUCUGAUUGCUGUUUCUGAAGCUGAGAAGCGAGAGGAAAAUUUAAAGAAGGCUUUACAAGUUGAAAGACGGUCUUUGGUUGAUCUUAAGAGAGCUUUGCGUGAUAUGAAUGAAGAACAUGCAAAAGGCAAAGCUACAUCUGAGACUAAUGUGGCUGAUUUAAAUGCUCGAAUGGAGGAACUUCAAAUACUGAAUUUGGAUGUUGAGAAAAGAUCUCGCUCAGUGGAUGCUAAACUUGCUGAGUCAGAUAGAAAGAAUUCUGAGCUAAACAGAAAGCUUCAAGACUUGGAAGUUCGUGAAAACAUUCUUCAGAGAGAGCAAUUAUCCUUAACUCAAGAGCGAGAAUACCAUGAGUUACACUUUCGGAAGCAGAAGGAAGAUAUGCUUGAGUGGGAGAAGAAACUGCAAGAAGGGGAACAAAGGCUGUGUGAGAGUCGGAGAAUCCUUAAUGAGAGGGAAGAAAAAUUGCAUGAAAUUGAUAUCUCUAGCAAAGUUAAGGAGUCAAACUUUGAGGAGUUGCAAAAAAAGAUUGACUUGGCCAAUGAAACUUUGAAAAAAGUAGAAAAUGAUGUAAAGAAUCAAUCAGCAGAGUUGGAUAUGAAGAAGAAGAAAGCUGAAGCUUUAAAAUGCAAAUUGGAAGCAAGGGAAAAACAGCUGCAAGAAGAGGAACAAAGGCUAAAUGCAAGAGAAAAUGUUGAAUUAGAGAAGCUUAUUAAUGAGCAUAAGGUUAUGCUAAAUAACAAAAUGCAUGAAUUUGAGCUAGAGAUAAUACAAAAAGAAUCAGCUCUUGAAGAGGAAAUAAAGAACAGAAAGGAGACAUUGGAUCAAAAGGAAAGUGAAAUCAAUCACCUUGAGCUGAAGCUUGGUAAGAGAGAACUAGCUUUGGAGAAGAAGGCUGAGAGGUUGAAAGAUAAAGAAAAAGACAUCGAAGUAAAGAAUAAAGAUUUGAAGGGACAAGAAAAAUGUCUAAAAGCUGAAGCCAAAAGUCUGGAGGCAGAGAAGAAACAAGUUAUUGCUGAGAAAGAAAAUUUGGAAAUUUUAAGAAAGGACAUUGAAAUGUUGAGAAUCAACACAAGGGAACAGGAACUGCAUAUUGAGGAAGAACGAAAAAUUUUGGAAGAUGCAGAGAGAGAAAGGUUAGAGUAUCUUCGCUUGCGGUCAAGUUUAAAGCAGGAGAUAGACAACGUGAGGCGUCAGAGUGAGCUCAUAGAGAAGGAAGCUGCGGAUUUGAAGCUUGAAAGGGAGAAGUUCGAGAGAGAUUGGGAGGCUUUGGAUGAGAAACGAUCUAUUGUGGAUAAUGAGCUUGAAACGCUAGCUGAAAAGAAAGCAAAUUUUGAAAAGUUUCGAAACUCAGAAGAAGAGAGAUUGAAAAGGGAAAGAGCUGAGAAUAAGGAACGUCUGCGUUUGGAGUCAGAGAGCAUUAAAUUACAGAUUGAAUCAUUUGAAGCUACGAUGAAACAAGAGAAGUCAAUGUUAGCUGAAGAUGCUAAAAAUCAGGAGGCUCUCAUGUAUCAAGAUUUUGAGCAGCAGAAACAGGAUCUUUAUAAUGACAUGCAGAAAAGAAGGGAAAAGUGGGAGAAGGUUAUGGAAGAAAAGGAGAGAGCUUUGGAAGAAACGAGGGUGAGAAAUAUGAGUAAUCUGAAGCUUUUAAAGGAAGAUGCUGAGAAAAAUAAGAGAGAAAUGGAAAUUGAGUGGCGUCACGUGGAGAAGGAAAAGGAGGAACUGGAAUUGAACAAAAAACAGUUUGAAGAAACUCGUGUUGAGAUAUCUAAGGAUAUUAAGGCUCUUGAUGAUCUUAGUAAAAAGCUGAAGAAACAGAGAGAACAGUUGGUCAGUGAGAGGGUGCUCUUUGGUUCUAUAAUUGAGAAGAUCAAAUGCUGCAAAAGCUGUGGAGAUUCUGCUCAAGCAUUUCUUAGUGGUAAUAUGCAGCUACCAACUGUGGAGGGGUCUUCUCAUUUCCCUAGGCCUUCUUGUGAGGAUCAGAAAGAUGCUAAGGAUGAGCAUGCUUCUAUUAGAGAUUUAAAUAAAGCAGGGUCUCCUCCCCUUAUAGGUGGGCAGAUGAGUGUGCUCCAGAAGUGUGCUUCAAUAUUUUACAAUUUAUCUCCUAAAAAGGGAAUUCAACAUUCUGAUAAUCAUGUUAUUGAAGAAACCUCACAAUCUGCUACACAUAUGCAAGCAAAUGAGCAUGUGAGGGAACAAAUUUCUACUGAUGAAGUAAAUGUGAGGGCUGGAACUUCUCCUAUUGAAGAAUUGGGUCCAGCAGUUGCAAAAGUAUACGAUGCCAUGAAUAUGUCCCAAUCUGAUGUUAGAGAUGAUAACGUUGAAAAUUCUCAGACAGUUGACGAGUUUGAUAAUGGCAGUGAAGUGCAAGACAUUUCGAAACCUGAGAAAUCUGGUUUAAAGAAUGGACAGCGCAAAAAACCUGGGAGGAAGCGUGGUCCUGGAGUACGAAGGACACAUUCUGUUAAAGAAGUGGUUGAAGAUGCGAAGGCUAUAUUAAAGGAUAGCUCAGUAGGAAAGAUGGAUGUGAAGCAGAAUGAUUCUGUGGCUGCAAAUGUGAACGAGGGAAAGAUUCUACAUGCUGACAUGACACAUUCUACCAGUGCCCAUAAGCGCAGUCGCUCUCAGGCUUCUAAAGUGACUGAAAGUGAGCAGGAUGUUGAACAUAGUGAGGGAAAUACUGAUAGUGUGACAACUGGUGGUCGGCGGAAGAGGCGACAAACGGUUGACUCUGCUUUACCCACUCCUGGCCAAAGGAGAUACAAUCUUAGGCGUCAUGCAGUUCCAGCCUCAAGUGGUAAACCUGAUAAUGAUGAUGUGGUUAGCCAUAAAGACAACGACCCAGCAGAGCAAAACCUUGAUGAAACACCUGUUCAUUCAUUGGAUGUUGCUGCUGAGAGUGACAGAAGAUUGCAUUUUGUGCAAGUUUCAACCACUAGAAGUGUUGAGUUUUCAUCUUAUACGUGCAAUGCAGCGAUCAAUGUUGCAAAACCGGCUGAGAAUAUAGAAGAAAAGACAGCUGAAGAUACAUUGUUGAAUGAUGCCAAUGGAACAUCAGAAAAUGUAGAAGAAGAUAGCAGAAGCAUGGUCAAUGAGAACGAAGAUGACGAAGAUGAGUAUGGCAGUGAUGGUGACAUGGAUGAUGAUAAUGAUGAUGACGACGAUGACGAUGAAGAUGAUCAUCCAGGUCAAGCCUCAGUAGGAAAGAAGCUAUGGAAAUUCCUUACAUCAUGAUUCACAAGUCGUCCGUAGCUGUUAGUUGUAAUUACAAAAUCCAUGCAGCUUAGUUUAAGUUGGAUUGUACCAUAAUUAUCAGUAGGUAUUGUCUGACAAUCUUUUUGUCCCAUAAAUUUGUGAUAAAACAUGGAUAUUUAGUUAUCCUCCACCUUUGUGGUUCUUACUUCAUAUUAUGAAAUAGGCCAUUCAAUUCUUGCUUACA
This is a messenger RNA of Chenopodium quinoa (quinoa), 4245 nucleotides long. RefSeq names its product protein CROWDED NUCLEI 2-like. Bases 399 to 4040 code for a protein of 1213 amino acids. Gene Ontology annotation, cellular component: nucleus. Gene Ontology annotation, biological process: nucleus organization. The transcript is spliced from 8 exons. The record is from RefSeq and is a predicted model, not a curated record. Lineage: Eukaryota; Viridiplantae; Streptophyta; Magnoliopsida; Caryophyllales; Amaranthaceae.